AUCAAUUAUUUAUCCAUUGUUAUUAAUGUGCCUCCGUGUUCCUAUAAAAUGUCAUUACUAAAAGAGAAAGAUCUUCUUUUAAUAAUUUUAUUAACAAUUAUUUUUCAUUACCUGAGGGCUGUUAAUUGCAUUUCUGUCACAAAUGAGAGGUACAGGUUAAAUUAUCAUAUAAUGGCUCCAGCAGGUUGGAUCAACGAUCCUAAUGGAUUCUCUUAUUACCAUGGUGAAUACCAUCUAUUUUACCAACAUAAUCCUGACAACGCUACUCCUGGGAACAUACAUUGGGGCCACGUUAAAAGUGAAGAUUUGGUUCAUUGGAAACAUUUGCCAAUCGCUCUUUCUCCGGAUAAGCUCUAUGAUAAUGGCGGUGUUUUCUCCGGUAGUGGCAUAGUGUUCAAAAACAGUCUUGUACUUAUGUACACAGGAAACGCAAAUCAGUCUAAUGGAACUUACUUCUCAUCUCAAAGUCAAGAGUUAGCUUUUAGUUCAGAUGGUGAACGUUUUAUAAAAUAUACCAACAAUCCUGUUAUUGCAUUUCCUCCUAUAGACGGAGGAAAUGCUUUCCGUGAUCCAAGUAUAUGGCAAUAUAAGGAUAUGUGGUAUGUUAUUUUAGGAAAUCAAAAUAAUUUAACACAGCAAGGAAGAGCACUUAUUUAUUCUUCUUACAACCUACAUACUUGGAAUUACGUCGGAGUUUUAGCAGAGUCAACAGGCAACUUUGGAUACAUGUGGGAAUGUCCCGACUUUUUUGAACUCAAAGGGCGAUAUAUACUGUUAAUGUCUCCUCAAGGAAUUAAAGCGAAUGGUGAUGAUUACAAAAAUUUAUAUCAAACUGGCUAUUUUGUUGGUUCCUACAACUAUCAAACAAAUAACUUUUCGCACAAUAACGUUUUCAUUGAGAUGGAUCAUGGUCAUGAUUUCUAUGCGGCUCAAACAAUGGAAGCGCCUGAUGGUCGACGAAUAAUGAUUGCUUGGAUGGACAUGUGGGAAAGCGCUUAUUUAGAGCAGGAGGAUGGUUGGGUAGGAGCCCUAACUAUACCUAGGGCACUGACUCUAUCACCAUCAGGAAAAAUACUUCAAAAGCCAGUUGAUGAAUUGAGGAGUCUUCGAACAUCCACCUUAUUACGUUCUACCAUAAAUGUAAAAGGAGUAUCAAAACUGCUUGACGCUCGUAGUGCUGAAAUACUUAUUAAGGCGACAUUUAAAAGUACUGUCGCUCGUGUUGGAAUACAAAUAGAUAUAGGCAAUUGUUCGAAAGUUUUAGCCUACCUAGAUAAAUCUAAUAAUAAAUUUGUACUGGAUCGCGGUGAUAAUGAUCCACGAAAAACACUGAUAGAUGUUGUAAACCGAGAUAAUUUUGAAACUUUAAAGAUAAGAAUAUUCUUGGAUAAAUCUUCUAUUGAAAUAUUUUUAAACGACGGUGGAACAACAUUUACCAGUAGAAUUUACCCAAGUUCAACUCCUGCUGUGUAUGCGUUAUCUGAAGGAGCCGUAACUCGAAUGAAGGUGGUUGCGUAUGAACUUAAAAAUAUAUGGAAAGCUAGGUCAUAAAAUCAACUAAAUUCAUUUGUUUGUUUUCUUUUGCGGUUGCUGUAUAUUAAAUAGAAAAAUUUUAUGUUUACCAUAUUUUAAUAUUGUUUAUUACUAACGAAAACAGUAAAAUAGUUUAUAUAUUUCCUCUUUAUCAGUGCCAAUUAUAUGAGUUUGUGUACCUUGCAAUAUUUUCUGAACACUUUUCAAUUUUAUUUUGUUACAACAUUGUCAUUCUAUUAAACCAAAGAUUAAAUUCUAAUAAAAAACGACUUGACUGUUUUGGUAAUUGUUUAUUAUUUCAUUGGUUCUGUACAACAGUAACAUAUGUAUGCA
Molecule: messenger RNA, 1866 nt
Organism: Agrilus planipennis (emerald ash borer)
Lineage: Eukaryota; Metazoa; Arthropoda; Insecta; Coleoptera; Buprestidae
Product: raffinose invertase-like
Exons: 2
Coding region: 49-1551 (500 amino acids)
Biological process (GO): carbohydrate metabolic process
Cellular component (GO): cytoplasm
Molecular function (GO): beta-fructofuranosidase activity
Source: RefSeq, a predicted model, not a curated record